CGCACAGUGCACCACUUAUAGCGGUGUAUAAAGUCUAAAUAAAGCUUGCAGUUUUCAAGAUAAUAAUAAUUAUUAUUAUAUUUAUUAUUAUUACACUCUCGAAAAAAGAAAAAAAAAAACACACACACAAUGAAGACGCCUCCUCAGAAACGCGUGUAUCCUAAACUGCCCGUGUGGAUUGUGGAGGACCAUCAUGAGGUUGUGAAACACAUAUAUCGUGCCAUUGGCUCGAAACAUAUUCCAAUGAAGGACCUGAAAAUGAUCCAUUUGGACUCCCAUCCUGAUCUCCUCAUCCCUGUGAACAUGCCUGCUGAUACAGUCUACGACAAAGAGACUCUGCUCAGUGAGCUGAGCAUUGAGAAUUGGAUUAUGCCAAUGGUCUAUGCUGGACACGUAUCCCACGUAGCCUGGCUGCAUCCGUACUGGGCUCAGCAGAUCAAAGAAGGACAGCAUUCUAUGUGUGUGGGGAAAGAUUCAUCCACAACCACCAUCAGGGUCACAAGCAGAGACGAUUACUUUUUGAGUGACGCUCUUUACGUUCCACUGGAUCAGCUGGAAAACCCAAAAGAGUUGCAUUUAAAUGUCAUCCGCGUGGAUCCUGUUGACAGUUCGCAGGAAAGGUCGCGUGGAAAUGGCCAAAGUGGUGCUAAAAUACCAAAACCGACUGCAAAAGAGGACAGAGAUGUGCAGUUAAAACAGGAGUCCCCGUGCACUUCCUCUCCUCGACCGCUUGAUGGCAGCACUGCGUCGGGAAACUGCAGUCACACAGUCACGAAGACCGAGGAGGGCUCAACAAACUGCAUCACGGAGCGGCUUUUAGCGGUUAUAGAGCAAACUGACCCGUUCAUACUUGACAUUGACUUGGAUUUUUUCUCCUGUAAGAACCCUUUCAAGGAGAUGUACACGCAGGAAGAGUGUGCUCUCCUGCAAGAGUUGUACAGCUUUAGCAGGCCACAGCAGGAUUCAGACGAGGAGGAGCUCUUAGAUUGUGUAGAGAGACGAACUCGCCAGCUUGAAGACCUGGAGGCUGCAUUUGCUGAACUGCUAGAGGAUGACAGCCAGGAAACUGUUGAACGUUUAGCAGCAAACCCAAGAAUGAAACCUCUUGUCAGACUUGUACACAGCCUUAAGAAUCGAACUCAGUCACCGGACUAUGAAAUGGUGCAUCAAGCAGGCUUGACCUGUGAUUACUCCGAGCUCCCUCACCACAUCAGCAGUGAGGAGGAGAUCCAGCAGUUGAUCACGGCCGUGCAGCUCUUCCUGAAAGCCCUGCCCAAACCCACCAUAGUCACUAUAUCCAGAUCCAGUUUAGAUGAGUAUUGCCCAGCGGAGCAGGUGGAUUCCAUCCAGAACAGCGUGCUGAACAUUCUAGAGUCCCUCUUUGGCUGCUUAGAUGUUCACAGAGAGUAUGAAUCAAUACCAUCGGAGAUCGCAUCACAGACGCCAUGAGGAGGGACGGAGGGAGGGAGGUUAAAUUCAGCAGCAGCUGCGGCAUAUUCUUUACCAGUAGCUGCUUUCAGAAGAGUGGAUGUAGCAAAGCUUUUAAAACCUUGCUGUGAUUUAGCUGUGUACUCUGUUACUGCCUGCUUUGAGUGCAUAUGUAACAGUGAGGUUGAGAUGCAUAGAUGCAAAUGCAUUCAUUCAAAGUAAGAGAUGGCGAAACACUGGGUAAUAUUUGUUUCUGAAUUGUCACCAAAUUAAUUGUUUAUUAGCACAGUAAAGUAAAAAGCCUAAGACUUUCAUAUGAAUUCUGUGCUGGAGUCAUUUAUCCUUUGUGCAUGCAUACUUCAGUCUGGGAAUAGCAGAUACAUUGAUACAAAACUGCACAUUUCCCCUUUUUCUGUGUGGCCCUUUGUGCUUCGGCUGUCUUUGUCUGAAGCCUGAGGUGGUUACCAAUUCACCUGAGCUUUGUACAUUUCACCCUCCUUUAUUGCUCUAUGCCCACAGACUUGUAGACUGGCCUGAAUAUGCCUGACCUGACUUUUAAUUUCACUGCAUGACAAAACAACUAUAAGCUAGUAAAAGGAUAGUUCACGAAAGAGUGAACAUUUUUACCAUUUACUCACCCUCAUUUCGACCCAAAUUUGCAUGGCUUUUUUUCUUCUGUGAAACAAAAUGUCAAAUAAAAAUCAGUGGGGUCCAGUGUUGUUUUGAACCCACGAUUGAAUCAC
This is a messenger RNA of Carassius auratus (goldfish), 2171 nucleotides long. RefSeq names its product UPF0489 protein C5orf22 homolog. The record is from RefSeq and is a predicted model, not a curated record. The coding region runs from base 130 to 1449 and encodes 439 amino acids. The transcript has 9 exons. NCBI's taxonomy places the organism in Eukaryota, Metazoa, Chordata, Actinopteri, Cypriniformes, Cyprinidae.